AUGUCUCCUAGAUUUCUCGUGCCUGCCGGCCGGUGUCAGUCAGAGUGGGCCUACUGCUUUAGGACUAGGGCAGGUAUCGACACCAACAUGCACCUUGAGAGUAUGCACAGAACAUGGAAGCACAGCAUGUUGGAGGGAAGGAAGAAUAAGCGUGUUGAUAAACUAAUUUCUGCCCUAAUGCAUUUCGACGUAUUUUUGAUGAAGAGGGCAAUCCAGACGAUCAAAGGAGCCAAGGGCAAAACGUGCAAGCACAUUCACUGUGUCAUCAUUGGUAAUACACCAUCAAGCAGUGACGAUAAUGACUAUGAGAGCCCAUCUGAAACAGCAAGUGAAAUGAGCCAGGCAUUGCACAUAAUGAAAAGCAUUACGAAGCUCGACGCAGCCACAAAAGUGUCAAGUGCAGCAUUAUUCAAAGCGAAGAUGGAGUCUGUCAAACAAGCAAUAGUGGAUAGCGAAGUGUCGGAGGAAGUGAUGGAGAAGGGGAGAACCAGAAAACAAGAAAGUCGAGCGUCAAGUCAGAUUCUAUUCUACAAAGAAGCCAGAUCAUCCCAACUUUCAUCAAGUCUUUCAAAGCCUACCGAAGUUCAAAAAGAAGUUCUGAAACAGCAGCUCAUGGACAGAAAUGUGGAGUCUGCACAGAUAAUCACAUCAGUAGGGCAUGACUACAGUUAUCAAAAGAAGCUGUCAAAAUGGUGAAGUGCUCAACCAAUAUUGGGUUACUAGAACUUAUGAAUA
Rhipicephalus microplus (southern cattle tick) is the source of this 735-nucleotide messenger RNA. RefSeq lists its product as uncharacterized. The record is from RefSeq and is a predicted model, not a curated record. NCBI's taxonomy places the organism in Eukaryota, Metazoa, Arthropoda, Arachnida, Ixodida, Ixodidae.